AUGUUAUUUUGGAUCACUUUAAUCAUUUAUAUUCCAAUGGUACACGCUCGCUCAGCCGAUCUUCCCCAGCGGAAAUUUCCUACAGCUAUUAUAGUCGGUGUGAAGAAAGCCGGUACUAGAGCCCUACUGGAAUUCCUACGGCUCAAUCCACUGAUUCAAGCACCUGGUCCUGAAGUGCACUUUUUCGACAAAAACUAUCACAAAGGACUUGAAUGGUACAGAGGAAAAAUGCCGUUAACAUUGCCAGAGCAGCUCACGAUCGAGAAGAGUCCAGCCUAUUUCCACAGCAAAAACGCCGCUGACCGAAUACGAGCUCUUAAUCCAGCAAUGAAAAUUAUCAUAGUAGUGCGGGAUCCUGUGAUGAGGGCAAUCUCAGAUUAUACACAAGCUUCCACAAAGCGUAAAACACUUGGAAUGAUGCCAACGUUUGAAGAGAUGGCCGUUGGCGAUUGUGCACCAUGGCUUCGGACAAAUUGCUCCUCAAAAGUCGGUGGCGUCAACGUUGGAUGGGGUGCAAUACGGAUCGGAGUCUAUCAUAAACACAUGAGAAGAUGGUUGGACAACUUUCCUAUGGACCAAAUCCACAUUGUGGAUGGAGAGCGACUAGUCACCCAACCGGCUCUGGAAGUCAACCGAACAGAGCGCUUCCUUGGUCUAAAGCCAGUUGUGACAGCAGAAGAUUUUGGUGUGGACCCUAUCAAGAAGUUCCCAUGCAUUCGACAUCCGGACACUUCAUUACACUGCUUGGGAAAGACCAAAGGCAGAAAACAUCCCUUCGUGCAAACAGAUGUGCUUCGUCGGCUCAAAAGAUUUUACAAACCAGAAAAUCAGAAGUUCUUCCGGAUGGUCAAUCGCUCAUUCUUGUGGUAG
Molecule: messenger RNA, 870 nt
Organism: Cylicocyclus nassatus
Lineage: Eukaryota; Metazoa; Nematoda; Chromadorea; Rhabditida; Strongylidae
Source: the annotation of a GenBank genome assembly